Hevea brasiliensis (rubber tree) is the source of this 1858-nucleotide messenger RNA. Its product is annotated as flap endonuclease 1. The transcript is spliced from 18 exons. Lineage: Eukaryota; Viridiplantae; Streptophyta; Magnoliopsida; Malpighiales; Euphorbiaceae. The record is from RefSeq and is a predicted model, not a curated record. Bases 149 to 1294 code for a protein of 381 amino acids. Gene Ontology annotation, molecular function: 5'-3' exonuclease activity; 5'-flap endonuclease activity; DNA binding.
CGUCUGUACUCUCAAUAGGCGGGAAAAGGAAAGAGUUAUCGUCUUCCAUAACCUAGAAGCCUCGCAAAACCCCAACCCCAAAAUCUGAUACUCUUGUUGAAUUCUUAAUCUUCAUAGCAAUUUCGAGUGCACUGUAUCGUAAUUAUCAAUGGGCAUUAAGGGUUUAACGAAGCUGUUGGCGGAUAAUGCCCCGAAAGCUAUGAAAGAGCAGAAAUUUGAGAGCUACUUUGGCCGCAAGAUUGCCAUUGAUGCCAGCAUGAGCAUCUACCAGUUCCUUAUUGUAGUGGGAAGAAUUGGAACUGAAAUGCUUACUAAUGAGGCUGGCGAAGUCACUAGCCAUUUGCAAGGCAUGUUUACUCGGACAAUCAGGCUUCUUGAGGCUGGAAUAAAGCCUGUUUAUGUGUUUGAUGGGCAGCCUCCAGACUUGAAAAAAGAAGAGCUGGCAAAGCGUUACUCAAGAAGGGCAGAUGCUACUGAGGAUUUGGCUCAAGCUGUGGAGACUGGCAACAAGGAAGACAUUGAGAAAUUCAGUAAGCGGACAGUGAAGGUAACAAAGCAGCACAAUGAAGACUGCAAAAGACUUUUAAAACUCAUGGGAGUACCUGUAAUUGAGGCUCCUUCGGAGGCAGAGGCAGAGUGUGCUGCACUUUGCAAAUCAGGAAAGGUUUAUGCUGUAGCUUCUGAGGACAUGGAUUCCUUAACUUUUGGAGCUCCUAGGUUUCUUCGCCACUUGAUGGAUCCCAGCUCAAAAAAAAUCCCGGUUAUGGAAUUUGAAGUCUCAAAGAUUUUGGAGGAAUUGAACCUUACCAUGGAUCAAUUCAUCGAUCUGUGUAUUCUUUCUGGAUGUGAUUAUUGUGACAGCAUUCGAGGAAUUGGAGGGCAGACUGCCUUGAAGCUCAUCCGUCAGCAUGGAUCUAUAGAGAACAUAUUGGAGAACAUAAACAAAGAGAGAUACCAAAUACCAGAGGAUUGGCCAUAUCAGGAGGCUCGACAGCUUUUUAAAAAACCAAUUGUCCUUGCUCAUGAAGAGGAGCCUGAGCUUAAGUGGACUGCCUCAGAUGAAGAGGGGCUGAUUACUUUCUUGGUGAAUGAAAAUGGGUUCAAUAGUGAUCGGGUGACAAAGGCAAUAGAAAAAAUUAAAGCAGCUAAGAACAAGUCAUCACAAGGCCGAUUGGAAUCAUUUUUUAAGCCAGUUGCCAACUCAUCUAUGCCUAUUAAACGGAAGGAAACGCCGAAUAUCAAUGCUAAAGAAACUAGUGCUAAGAAGUCCAGGGCCAGAGGUGGUAAGAAGUAGUAAAUUUGAUGACAUUAUAACCUUAACAAACACAAGGAAGGUAAUCAGGUAUUGUUUCAUGCAUGUGAAGGGUCUUUAAGCAUGUAAUGGUUGCCAUUCUGAUACCGGACAUUUUAUUGAAAUUUGUUUCUAGUUGCUAGUUUCCUUACAAUGUAGUGUUUCUUGUUUGUACUAUUUAUCAGGUUAGCAGUUUCUGCAUGAGACAUGUUUCUUGAUCAGCGGAUGCAUAUUGAUACUUUUGGCUAUCGAUCUGGAAACUUGCAAGGCGUAUAUAUAAUGUUGUAAUCUUGUCCUGUAGACCUGGGUAAGAUUUGUGGAUCUUGUGAUAGAUUACCCUGGAGACUUCUGCUUCUGUUAUGUAAUUCAGACUGAAAAAAAGCUGUUGUGACCUGAAAUUUUAUCAAAGUUGUCAUUUACUGAAAAAACACGUGUGUCAGCAGGCAACAAACCUCGUACUUGAGUAAUUGUGUACAUUGAACAAACUAAAUGUGCUCAUGAAGCAAACUAUGUAAACACCCAGCCAUCAAAUUAGAGGCUCAAUCUAUUGCAUUGUCAUCUAUCCUA